Haemonchus placei is the source of this 137-nucleotide messenger RNA. NCBI's taxonomy places the organism in Eukaryota, Metazoa, Nematoda, Chromadorea, Rhabditida, Trichostrongylidae. The record is from the annotation of a GenBank genome assembly.
GACGAGAACUUCUGCCGCUACGAUACCGUCAAGGGUGGAAAGGUCUACACUCUCACUUGGGCGAAACUCGACAAAUCGGAGCCCAAGCCAGAGCCAGAGGAGUGAAAAAAACUCUGUCAAUAAAGCAUUCUGAAUAA